Molecule: messenger RNA, 537 nt
Organism: Solanum dulcamara
Lineage: Eukaryota; Viridiplantae; Streptophyta; Magnoliopsida; Solanales; Solanaceae
Exons: 2
Coding region: 60-419 (119 amino acids)
Source: RefSeq, a predicted model, not a curated record
UUUUCUACUAAAUUGUUAUAAGCGUUCAACAUAGACUAGAAAUUUCAGUUUUAAGAACUAUGAAGUUCUUAGCUGAUUUUCUGUCCUGUUAUAGUGGUUCUGUUAAUGAUAAUAAUAGUCCCAAAAUUGAAGCAUGUUCUCUUGUUCAAGUAACAUGCCAAGAGGAAAAAAACACUAAGAGGGCUCGAAAAUUGACUCGUAGAAAUUCAUCAUCAAAGGGAUUGUGGCAGCCAUCUCUCUACACCAUCUCUGAAAAUGAUACCAUCAAACCACAAGAAGGGAUCAAAGCCAGCACCAAGAAAAGGAAAAGUUAUAGACCAAAAAACAAUUCUCAAGCUUGUUAUUACAAUGAUCUGAGGGUACAAGCUCAGUUUCAGACAAGUAUUAUGGCACUAUCGGCAGUAACCUGGGUGUUUUGAUCUCCUUUUCUAGUUACUCUAUUUAUGUCUUUCAUUUGAGAUGUUGGUGUGCUUGUGUAGAACCACAUUAGUAUCAUGAUAAUACAUCAAUGGAUGAAAUAUGCUUACUUGUCCUUCA